AUGCCCUCCGGACAAGGAGCGGGUACCAACCCGAUCCACAACAAGCAGAAGAAGAAAGCCGCAAAGGAACUCGACGAGGACGACCUCGCCUUCAAGGCUAAGCAGCAGGCCGACAAGAAAGCACGCGAAGCCCUGGCCGCAAAGGCAAAAGGCAAGGGCCCGCUCAACACGGGAACCCAGGGGAUCAAGAAGUCCGGGAAGAAAUAG
Messenger RNA from Westerdykella ornata, 207 nucleotides. RefSeq names its product translation machinery associated TMA7. Lineage: Eukaryota; Fungi; Ascomycota; Dothideomycetes; Pleosporales; Sporormiaceae. The record is from RefSeq and is a predicted model, not a curated record. Bases 1 to 207 code for a protein of 68 amino acids. The transcript has 3 exons.